AUUUUGGGUAGAACACAUCUACUGCAGAUAUUUGCUUAUUAACAACAUUAGACUUUUUGUUCCAAAGCAGCAUUUUUGUUUUGCUUUGCAUUAUAUCUGAGUGAGGGUUGACCUUCCUUCAAAUUGUGUGUAACAUUCUUAGAUUUUUUUUUAUUAUUUGCUGUAUUGAUAUGUAAUAUGCAGUAGAGAUGCACAGUCAAGAGAUUACUAACAUUUUAGAAGCUUUUAACAUCAACAAGGGAAGGAAAAAAUUUACUUACUGGUAUGCAUAUUUCUUGCUUUCAACUAAAUCCACUAAAAUGAACAUUUUAAAAAGCUUCACUUAUGGAUUAGUUAAUAUCUCUUUUGCUAUUAACCUUUUAUUUGAAAUCUCCAGUAACAUAAUUGCAUGUAUAAUAUUUGCUUAUAUAAGAACAUAUGCAUUAUUUAAUGUUAAACACUCAACUUGCUCUCGUUUUUCUGAAAAUAAAGGUAUAAACAACUUCUGUAAUCUGUGCUCUUUUCUGUCUUUCUGCUUGUUAUAUAGCAUUAUUUCACUGUUAAUUUACAGGUGUGGUCAGAAGGGUAAUUUUUUCUCUUUUUUCCUUAUAGAUUAAGGUUGCAUUUCAUUAGUUAAUGAUUUUUUUUAAAAUCUGAUAUGUAUGUUCUGCACGUUUUUUCACACAUUCUAUCUUAAAUUUUUUUAAUGAAAGUCUCAUAGACAGCAUUAAAUGGAUAAAUUUACAUUACGUAUAACAAGGUAUAUAUCGUUUCUAAAUUAAACUGUAUUUGCACAAAACGUUAUUCUAUAUUAAUUACUGGUAAUGGUUUAACAUAAUUAAAUCUGGUCAUGAUGUAAAAAGUAAAAUUCUAGAAGUAAUUUUUAUGUGAACUAUUUUUACUACUAGUACAGAUCUGCAUAAUAAGACUGUGAACAUCAUCAAAUGUUUAGAACUGCACAAAUAUUGACAACAUGUGGCGGCAUAACUAUGUUGUUAUGUUUACACAGUGAUUCACCUUGAUGUUUACUCAUACAGCACACUCACACUCAGUUUAAUAUUUUAUUUGGGUUAUAAUUGAGUUGUGCAUGUAAGCAUUCGUUGCUCUCACACAAAUAAUAAUUGGCGACCCUGGAACCCAAAGAUUUUGAGAUGUAUAAGACACUCCAAUGCAUGUCAUAUUUAUCAGCAAUUAUGUAGUAGACAUUGGUAGUAGUACAUGAUAUUGAAACAGUAAUUUUUCAUUUCAAAGUAAGCUUUCUACAUCUUUUUACAGCCAGUAGGAAGCUUCAUGUAACAUGGGCAGGCUUGGACCAAGAUGAUAAAACGUCUACACCUCAGAAGACGAGACCGCCACCUCUUGCAGCCCCUCAAAUAUCUCUCUCACCCAAGGCCAUGGACAUCUGUGUAUUUCUCCCAGACAUGACUGGGAUACAGAUGACUCUGGAAGAUGGCAAGAAUGCUACAGCUAGUGAAAUAUUUGAACUGGUGAAGGAGGAGCUUGAACUUCCUGCAUCUUCUGCCUCUAUAUUUUCACUGUGGCUGACAUCUCCUUUACUUGAAGUUCAAUUGAAACCUCACCAUAGCCCAUUCAAGUUAACUAUGCAGUGGGAUGAAUUUUUGAGGAAAUAUACAGUGGAAACAGAAGAUGAAAUAUUAAGAGAUGAACCAUCUUUGGUUUUCCAGAGAAGUGUGUACUGUUCCAGGGCAAGAGAGGAGAUGGAGGCAGAUCCCAAAGUGCUCCGCCUGCUCUACCAAGAAGCAGUGCGUAAUGUUGUAGAAGGCAGAUAUCCAUGUGAAGAAGAAGUAUAUCUGAGAUUAGCUGGACUGCAGGCAUUAGAAACAAUGGGAGCGUAUAACCCAGAGACUCACACUGAAGAUAUUUAUGAAAAAGAGCUUCAUCAAUAUUUCCCAGAUUAUGUGAUAGCUCAUGGACAAAAGAAACUGUCCCGGCUGUUCUCAAGCACAAAGCACCCUUUGGUGUACAAGUUAGUGCACAGUCACCAGGAGUUCUCUCAAAAGAAAAGAGAAUCUGUGGACAUCUACAGAGAAUACAUGCAGAUAUGUUGGCAGUUCCCAUUUUAUGGGAGUGCUUAUUUCCAUGGUCAGAUAGAGAAGCCUGCAGGUGUGCUGGCAAAGAUUGGCAUACAGCGCAACCCUGACACUGAAAUUACUGUAGCUGUGAACAGAGAGGGGAUAUUUGUCAUAGAUUCAAGCAAGGCAAGUUUAAUACUUGGUCUACCUUAUGAAGACUUGUCUUGGGAGUAUGCGGAGUCGGGAUCAGCCAAAGACAACCCAAACUGUCAACCAUGUUUGUUCCUGCAGUUUGAGGCCACAGAAAAUAACACGACGGUCACAAAAUUAUUACAAAUCUUCUCUAAGGAGGCCAAACUGAUGGAUGCCCUGAUAGAGACUUGUGUAGCAAUCCUUCAGGAGACAGAAGUUGAACCUGCCAUAUUAAAGGAAGAACAUGCUCAAGCCCAGGCAACUCCAGACAAUGCAGACCUGGACUGUGUAGAUGCACCAUUGCCAAAGGAAAAAAGGGGGCAGCUAUUUAAAAUUCUUCAGUCAGGACAACUUUGUAAUAAGAUGGACAAAUUAUGCCUUGCCACAUUCAGUGUAGAAGGUGAAUGCAUUGAUAAAGGUAAUGUAAGGACGCCCUAGGAACUAGAACCAUGCAGUCACUGGGAGGUUGAAUCAAUUUCUGAAACUUAAAUGACCAAAGAUAAUGCAAAAUUGUAGUUACAAAACCAUGGAUUAUAAAUCCCUGUAAAAAAAGAAAGACGAGUCUUUUGCACUAUUGUAGUAAAAAGAUCAUAGAUUAUGCAGUUGUGUAGAGGAAAAAAUACCUUAGAUUGUGUAAUAUAAUUUGAAAAAAAAA
Molecule: messenger RNA, 2859 nt
Organism: Lingula anatina
Lineage: Eukaryota; Metazoa; Brachiopoda; Lingulata; Lingulida; Lingulidae
Product: putative FERM domain-containing protein FRMD8P1
Biological process (GO): negative regulation of canonical Wnt signaling pathway
Cellular component (GO): plasma membrane; cytoskeleton
Source: RefSeq, a predicted model, not a curated record